UAUUUAAGAGGCUUUUGCAACCAGCAGUCAAAGUUGAUAGUAUUCCGUAUAUAGGCGAGGUGAAAAAUCAAAAAAACAAAAAUGCAGUCAUCUAUGUUGUUCGUUACGCUAUUGCUGAUCUCCACUUUGCUACUAGUCAGCGUUCCGUCCGCCGAAUCGACGCUAAUUUUAUUGCUUUGUGCUCUAGGAUCACCAUUAUGUCCAUUCACCACAACUGCUGCCCCUGUUGCUAGUAGUACUUAAGCUAGGUGUGGGCAAAAGGGAACGAUACUAAACAGGACAAGGUUUUAAAGAAGUGCUCUGUCUUUUAAUGGAUUUGGAUAAAUAAAAAAACUUACUGCAAAUUAAAAAA
This is a messenger RNA of Bactrocera oleae (olive fruit fly), 352 nucleotides long. RefSeq lists its product as uncharacterized. NCBI's taxonomy places the organism in Eukaryota, Metazoa, Arthropoda, Insecta, Diptera, Tephritidae. The record is from RefSeq and is a predicted model, not a curated record.